AUGAGUCUCCAAUCAUCGGCUUUCAAGUCUGUGAUGCUACUGGUUGUUGUGAGUGUGCUCUUGUUAGCAAGCACCCAUAUACAUGCUCAGCAAAUCAUUCCAAACGUCACAAUUAUCGCAAACCCUGUUGGAUUUCCAAUUAAUGCAUGCCAAACAAAUCUCACUUUGAGCGUUGUGAUUGCCUCUGUUCCAACUAUUCAAGGAGGCAACAUACUUCUCUCUAGAAACUUCACAUGGCUUGUCAACACUACAGGAGUGAACAAUACCGGAAGCGUAAUUUCAAAACUUGCUGGAACUUCAGUCAAUUCCAGUGUGAUUAUUGUAAACACACAACUUCUCAAGACCAACACUGCUUACUACUUUGGUGUGAACAUUACUGAUAGAAUACAAAAGAACCAGACCACCAUUACAACAGUUUCUCAACUCGCAUUCCUUAACAAUCCAAUCUCAGUGAACAAUGGAACUGCUAUCGGUGGAGCACCUGCUCUUCCUGUUUGUAACGGCAAAACUCAAAACUCUACUCCAGUAAGUCAGUCAAAGAAGGGUCAAGUCAGUCUUGCAUCACCCUCCAUGACUUAUGGUGGUGUGUUGUACCACAUCACUUGUUUUGCCUCUACCUUGUUGUUAGUAAGCGUUUCCUUGAUGAUCUUUGAUAUAUUCUUCUAG
Molecule: messenger RNA, 666 nt
Organism: Naegleria lovaniensis
Lineage: Eukaryota; Heterolobosea; Eutetramitea; Acrasida; Naegleriidae
Exons: 1
Coding region: 1-666 (221 amino acids)
Source: RefSeq, a predicted model, not a curated record